Messenger RNA from Oreochromis aureus, 374 nucleotides. Its product is annotated as focadhesin-like. The record is from RefSeq and is a predicted model, not a curated record. Gene Ontology annotation, biological process: regulation of post-transcriptional gene silencing. The transcript is spliced from 2 exons. NCBI's taxonomy places the organism in Eukaryota, Metazoa, Chordata, Actinopteri, Cichliformes, Cichlidae. The coding region runs from base 19 to 291 and encodes 90 amino acids.
UACCAGCAUGCAGGGGACAUGGUGGCUGCCAUUUCACUCACUUUAAAACAAUGCAACAGACCAGACCUGGCAACCCCGGCUGCUCUCGUCCUGCAGGCACUACAGGAGCUGUGUCGAGCAGAGGUGGUGGAUAUUAUCUCAGCAUGGAGAACUGUUUGGCCUGAGCUCAGCUGUCACUCACAGCCAGGAGUGGUUCAAGCCAUGGCUGAGCUUUUGGCUCUGGUGCCUCAGCUCACAGUUAAAUCAGAGCAGUACGAGGUGCGUCAUAACGUUCAUGUUCCUCUGUGUUGAGGAGCUAACAGAGUGACACAGGAACUCCACCAGGUUAUGUUUUUCUCUGUGGUUCUGUCUGUAAACAGGACUCUCACCAGCUG